AUGCCGGAAGAACAAGGUCAAGUGCUCGGGCGAAAGACCGACGUGUUUUCGCUAUCACAGGCACUUGGUCGAUGUUCAAACAACUGCAAAGACCGCGAUCCUACCAUCUACGAAGAGUUGAUGGGCUUGCUCAAAAACUUACCUGAACAAGAUGCUCAAGAUCUUUUCAAGAGAAUCAGGUCUGGAGCAGAUGCUGGGUCAGUCCUUCAGCAGGCUAAAGCCGGGGAUGUUAUGCUUCAGAUGGCUGUUGUGCCUGAAACUCGGUAUCGAUAUGAGUUUCCCUACAGAUCAGAUAUGCCCAAAGACUUCCAUAUCGACAAUCCCUACUUUAAUUCUCUCAUAUACGAGACAGCUUCUCUCUACUCGUACGGGAACGGUCCGGAAUUGACUACACCAAGCGGUUUUGCCGACCUUGUUUCCCAAGAGCAGCAGAGCAUGUACUUGAAACCUUUCCAUGCAGCACAAGUCGUCGAACCACUUUUAGACGAUGCCAAAAUAUCCUCUUGGACUAGUGUCAGUAAUGACGAUGUACUCAUGAGGGAUCUACUGCGUGUGAUGUUCCGCUGUGAGUACCAAUUCACUGCAGCCUUCCAGAAGGAUUUAUUCCUCCAAGAUAUGGUUGCGGGACGGGAGGACUUUUGCUCUUCCCUUCUCGUCAACGCUGUUCUUGCCUAUGCUUGUGUCUGCUAUCCACAAAUGUCUAAUCGUGUAGAGUAUUGGAAUCCAAACAACCUACUAUAUCGCUUCACUGCUGAGGCUAAGCGCUUAUGGGAGCUUGAAGCCAAAGUACCCCGAAUCACCACCAUACAAGCUGGUAUAAUUUUCACUGUAUUCCAUAAUCUUUGUGGGGUCGAUGAGAUUGGGAAACCCUACAGGCUACAGGCAGUUUUCCUGGCUCAUCAACUUCGCAUCUUUGAUACUGCGGUGGCAGAUCGGUGUGAGAGACUCCAAAGGGGCAGAGAGUACACUGCAUGGGCUUUGUACAACUGGGAGACUCUUUCAGCCUUUUCAUUCAUGAUCGCUCCCGUCAUCAAGAAACCCCCAGUCUGGGCCCUACCAGAUCCCUUGAAAGAUCCAUCUUGGUAUGGCGAGACAUGGGUGAGAUACCCACUGAACCAUGGCCUUUUGCCCUUGAAUAUGGGCCAAGUCCUUCGAGAAAGGUGCCAGUUUCGGAUCAUCAUGAACGAGUACAGCAAUGCAGCCUACUCAGGGUACAAAAUAGAUCUUGACCUCGCCUAUCAUUUUCAUGGACGUCUACAAAGUUGGUAUCAUGAAUUACCAGAAUCUCUAAUACCUAAGAGGAUAGUUCUUCCAGGACACCUGCAGCUUCAUAUAUCUUAUCAUCAUCUGAUAUUGACAAUUUUUGAGCCUCUGCUCGACGAGGCCAACACAAGAGGAUACCCACCUCCUCACAUAGUCAGCAGCGCCAAGAAGAAUAUCCAAACCCUUGUUAGACUUUAUUUUCUCCGACACGGCUUUGAAGCAAUGGACCUUUUUAUGGUUAUACCUCUUGUGAUGAUUGGCUUUGAGUCCGCGAAUCUCAUCAACCAUGAGACCCCAGCAGAUGAGAUUGAGUCGUUGCGAGCGAUACUUAUUCUGGUUGCUCAAGGGCUCUACCAUCAACGCCGAAAUCAUUACCUGGCGCAAGUUCUCUUUCGAGUCAUCCGAGGGAAAAUGCGUAAGCAGGAGAUCGGGCUUCUAGAAAGUUCAAUGGCACUUGGGCUAGGCGAUGUUGAUCGCGAUUCGGAAUUGGCUGUUGCUGUGCGAAGUGAAUGGCCGGUCACCACUGUCAAGAAACAAGAAGAGAUCGAGUCGCGUGUGUUGAGUAACCUUGUUAAAAGCUUCGGCGAUAUGAGCGUUGAAGGAGAGAAAUAA
Molecule: messenger RNA, 1875 nt
Organism: Fusarium pseudograminearum CS3096
Lineage: Eukaryota; Fungi; Ascomycota; Sordariomycetes; Hypocreales; Nectriaceae
Exons: 6
Coding region: 1-1875 (624 amino acids)
Source: RefSeq, a predicted model, not a curated record